This is a messenger RNA of Penaeus vannamei (Pacific white shrimp), 799 nucleotides long. The record is from RefSeq and is a predicted model, not a curated record. NCBI's taxonomy places the organism in Eukaryota, Metazoa, Arthropoda, Malacostraca, Decapoda, Penaeidae.
ACACACGCACGCACGCAUACAAACAAACAAACAUAUUCUCAUUACUACUAUUUUUUCCACAGUAUAGAUUUUAUCUUACAUAUUAUCCUUAUCCGUCUGUCUCCCAUGCCAGCUGCUAGGAUUGCUAGAGGGUGAAAACAGCGGUGUCAGCUUUAAUGUAUUGGAGAGUUCCGGACAAUUUCCUUGGACUGGAGUCACUAACGGCGGAGACCUUACGGAAGGUUCUGGAUGGAUAAUGUACAACCCUUUCUACUCAAAAGCUGAUCCCAAAUCAAUGGGGCCACCAGGGCGUAAAGGCGAUCAGGGACCUAAGGGGCCGCGAGGAUUACCAGGAGGCAUUGGUCGUUCUGGCUUGCCUGGUAAAGAUGGUAUUCCCGGACCUAUGGGGCCGCCAGGAGAACCAGGUCCUCCCGGGGCAAAAGGUGAGCCUGGGCCAGCCGGCACGAAGGGUGACCGCGGUCAUUCUGGGCCACAAGGAGUCCCAGGACCUAUUUCUACACUUGUACAGCCUGAUGGAACAAACAUCACAGUUAUAAAGGUAAUCUCAAAUUCCACUGUAGUAAAAUCAAACUCGUCGCUGUUUAUUUCCUCUCAACAAGCGUCCCAUGCCAUUAGCAACCAUAAGAUAGGGACGGGAUUUCGCCAUCUUUUCAAUAUUUUCGUUGUCAUUACUGUGUGGGUUACAAUUCAAAGCACUUUUGAAUAAAUGUAUCAUAUGUAAUGUAUUGAAGGCCAUACUAUUAAACAAAGUAUUAUGUAUAUCUGUAUUCUAUUCUAUAUAAACUAUUAUCUUGUCGUU